Molecule: messenger RNA, 1339 nt
Organism: Prorocentrum cordatum
Lineage: Eukaryota; Dinophyceae; Prorocentrales; Prorocentraceae
Source: the annotation of a GenBank genome assembly
AGAACCCAAAAACACAUUGAACAACCUUUGCGUAGCAAUUUUGGCUCAAGCUAUAUUGGUUUAGACCAAAGCCACAGGACCUGGUAUAGUACAUGAUUCAGACAGCACCUGGAACGGUGACGUUGUUUGCAUCGCAACCGGGAUUAGAAGCAUCAGGACCGGAAGAUGCGGCAGAGAUGACGGAUGUGCACGAUGGCAAGCCAUUGAUGCGAAAGCAGUCCACUUAUGCACUGGAUAUCAGCGAGAAGUGGCUCCAAUUCCGAUAGUCAUUUCUCGUUGUUGGGCUUGUUUACGUAGGUUUGGCGGUCGUCUGCCUUUAUAGCGAUGUGAACGAGGUCUAUGUGUCCUUUACGUAUUGUUUAUUAUCGGCAGCCUUGCUAUUGUACCGCGUAGGGUAUUACCUUCGCCGGAAAUGGAUCCUCUACUUCAUCGACUUGUGCUUUAUGGGCACGAUAGCUCUCAUCAUCACGCUCGUACUGUGCCACUUCGAGCUGACUUGCUCGCAGUCCUGGUUCCGAGCUCUGUACAUCAUCCUGUCCGGGCCUAUUCCAGGAGCCACCUUCAUGCUCCAGCUGCCCGUGGCCUUACACCACCCCGAGGCGUUUGAAAGUUGGUUCUUACAUGGAACCCCCAUGUGGCUCAGUUACGCUCGUCGUUGGAAGUGGCAUGUAUUUGAUUCUGAUUCAAUGCCAAGUCUUGGCGAGUUGGUUUGGGAUGGUAUGAUCGGCUUCUACGUCCCCUGGGUGAUACCAUACGUCGCAUUCCUACUUGUCCAGCCGUUUAUGCCUUGUCCGAUUGCAGGCUACCAGACCCUCAUGGAUCUUUUCGUCGAGGAGGCCAAUCUGACUGACGAGCGCCGUCUCCUCAACAAAAAUAACACUUAUUUCUCAUAUUAUUCCAAGGUUCUGGGGUUCGUGCUUGGCCACGCGUUUCUGUCAGCGACUGGUGCGUUAGCGGGCGCACUAUCCUUUCAGAGCUGGCAUGCGAACGUCUUGUGGAUUGCCUGUGUGCAAAUACAGGGUAUCAUCUCUGGUUACUACUUCUAUGCAAGGAGCGCAGCUAUAGUCUCUGACAAGCCUGCCUUCAUUUGGGGUUUCGUGCGCAUGAUUAUUGCAUGGCUACUCCUGCUUCCCACCUGGUACUACAGCAUCUUGUACGGCCGAGGCUCGUGACACGUGCUUGCGUGUCCAGUGCUUGAGUACCUCUUCUUGGUUGUUGUGCGCGUGCGCACACGCAUUUUCCAGACUCGAUCGGCAGACGGGCGAAACCAUCCUGGCGAGGGACCCAGCCCUCGACCUCGGUGAACCUCUCCGGGGUCAUGAUGCGUGUGACGGGUGUG